GAUGGCGUGUGCGCAUGCGGCAGCGAGGCGUGUUCGAACGGACGACAUUUGCCUCGAACUAUGAUUGUGUCCAGGGCGCCUGAGUUCUCCCAGCGAUGGUGGUAGUCAUAUGAUGUGGUUCGCAGUGCCCCGGUGCGGCUCGGGCGACCGUGCGCAGAGGUUGGCGAGGGGAGCGCUUCAUGCGCAUGCCCAACGACGGUUAUGUCCGCGGGCUCGUGUCUGCCACGCCUCCUGGCCGGGCGCGGGCCGCUGAGAACAUUGCUGCAAAGAGGCCAGCAGUUUCAGCGUCGCAGAGUCGAAGUUGCGGUUCUUGGCUGCGCUUUGACGGCCCUGCUGGUCCCUUCGGCCCGCGUGGGGCCGGCCCCUCACCAUGUAUGCCGGGCGUUGGGCCGUGAUGGAGUCUGGGAAUACGCUGCACACUACGCCAACCUGCCCCUUACCCUGUCCCGUCGCACAUUCGCACCCAGGCGUGGGACCGGUGAAAUCGCACGUAGGCAUUCUGCGGAGGAGCUGUCCUGGGUGUGGUGGCGGCAGCUCGCAGGGCGCGGGGCAUGGCCUGCAACCUUGCUUGCAACUAGGGCUAUGCGGGGGCCAGCCACAGCCGCAGCAGUACGGGCAAACAUAUGCAACCUGUCGCGUCGUAACCGCAACAAGCUGUCGUGUCACGAGCGGCCGACAUGACUGUCUCGGCCGUCACGCAGCACUGUUGCAGAGUGCUUCAUGGGGCCAUUGACACGCUGCGAACGAGUUGGGCCUGCUCGCAACGUCGCCACGCAUGGAUA
This is a messenger RNA of Chlamydomonas reinhardtii, 782 nucleotides long. RefSeq lists its product as uncharacterized. Bases 180 to 395 code for a protein of 71 amino acids. The transcript has a single exon. The record is from RefSeq and is a predicted model, not a curated record. Lineage: Eukaryota; Viridiplantae; Chlorophyta; Chlorophyceae; Chlamydomonadales; Chlamydomonadaceae.